GGGAUUUUCUCCUUUUAAGCAAAAUUUCAGCCACAAUUCGGUAGGAUUCGAGUUUUGGAGAGAGAGAAAGUGACGAGCAAGAGUUCCCAAGUGCCUUAGAUUGAUCUUCAACACCAUUGGAGGCCAGUUUGAGCUUGGAAAAGUGCCGAUCAACGUCCAGGAGCCGGAAUCCGUCCUUCGCAGUAUGAAUUCCGUGUCUGUUUCUGCUUUUGCUUUCUUCUCCAUGGAGUAGUUCUCCCAUUCAUCUGGGUAUGGAGAACCCUAGAUUUGUGUGUUAGGCUUUGAUUGUAUGAACCCAAGUACUGAUUCUAUGAUUGAUUAUAUUCGAUUGAGGUUUUAAUGAUUGAAUGACUUGAAUCCUGAUCAAAUUCCUGUUGUUUCUGCUUUAACCUAGAAUGAGAAUAUCUGCCUAGGUUAAUAGAGUAUCCUUGAUUGAAGGUAGGGAUUUGGUGACUUUAGUCGAGGAGCCAACUCACUAUUCUGUACCGGAUUUACUCCGGUCGUGGAGGUUUUGUUCUUAGGGCCUCAAUCUAUCUACUCCAGUGGAGGUUAGUCGCCCGCUAGAGAGUCAGAUUGAGAGGGUUUGAAGACCUUUAGUCGAGACUUCAGGCUGUUUAAGAACCUUCCGCAGUAUAACUGUCAUAGAAACUGAACUUGGUAAUUACAAUCCGGCUUAACUGCAGUCUAGGGGGAACCAUAUCCGGGUGACCUCUUUAACCUGAAUACGACAGUUUGCUUGCUUUGUUUGUUUGAUAGUUUAGACUUGCAUUCCAGUUUCAUUGCUAGAUAACAAGAAUUCACUGAGUAGUCAUCAAAUCUAGGACCCGGUUUGAUAAUUAAACCUAAACCCGGUAUACUACGCUUUAGGAAGUGGUUCCACUUGGCCAAUUCCUAGGGUGACAGUAGAAGUGAGUCAGUACACGAGCCUGUCGUGUACCCCUCUAUGCCUCUCGUUUUGCAUGACUCCCCUCUGACGCCUUCGCCGCCACUCCCUUCAACCUCACCUCCAUCUAAAAUGCUCAAGGAGGAGUGGCGGCCGAAGCCGCAGGUGGCUAAGCUUGCUCAGAAGAAAGGUGGAGACCACUAUGAGCUGGUCCCACCUCCUGCACCACGACCACCGUGGCCAUCCGAGUACUCACUCGCCUGCAUCUUGCCGGAUGGCCAGAUCGAGCUGACCAAUGCUGGUGGUCGCACCCGUCGGGUGCAUGGCCGCAAUCUGAAGCUAUACCUCAAGAGCGAUGUGGAUCCGCUCUUGGAGGCACCUGUUCUUGCACCCCUCUGAGUAUCCACCAUGGGCGUCCAGCUAAAAGACGGUAAAGAAGCGCUUGUGGGGAGGCAACCCCACCACGGUUUACAUUUAUUUCUAUUGUUUUGGGUGGGAUUGUAAACGGGUUUGGUUUUGGUUUGUUUUCUUUUGUUUUGGAUGAUGUACUAUUGGGCUGACCAUUGGACCUAACGUAUUUUGUUUGAGUUCUUCUGUUCCCUUUAGCUGUGCUUUGUUCCUGACUGGUCCCCUCUCCAGUCCGCUUCACUCAGACUGGUCCGCUUCCAGUCUCAUGCAGUCCAUGCACACCGGUAACAUCGUUCCCCUUAUCCUUCCCUCUUCUCCAUUGAGGGAAAUGUCGAUCUUAAGUGUGGGGGAUGUUUCUCUUUUGACUGCAUUAGAUUUGUUUGUGUGCUUGGAGCCUAAUCCACUGUCCAAAUUUUUAAAAUUUGAGGUCUCCAAGUAUGUGUUUCCUUGCAAAUUGCUUGCUCAGUAUGCUUUGAAUUGACCGUCUCUAUAGUAAUGUGUAACCUAGGGAGGUAGUGUAGCAGUAUGGAGGAUGUUGAAGUAUAAGAUUUUUCCUAUCUAGCCCUCUGCUGUGCCAGUUGAUUUUGUGAAUUAGUGGAGUUAAGACCGUUGAAUUCAUGUGAUAAUGGUGACUCUAUUUGGAUUGUGUUAUGGACUCGUGUAUCGAACAGGGUGCUCAUGUGAAAAAUGAAAUGCAGUUGGUCCUCCAUGUCAAAAUCAUUAAAUCUUAAACAUGGGGUAAUCCCAACGUGUGUGGCACCGUUCAUUGCACAAAAUCGGGUUUUGGAAGAGAUUUUAGUGAUCCUUAGUGGGGUACUCCUACAAGGUGAAGCUAAGCUGUCUCUAGUACAAGUAAAACUUCCACCCGUUGAACGGUUUGCCUACUCGAGGGUGUGUUUUUAAGGGCACGGAUAGAGCAUUCGACCCCCUUAAUUUCAUUGACCCUCCACUCGAGUUGAGGAAAAGGAGUUAAAAGAAGUACUCUGGCGAGCGCCAGAUGUACAGAAAUUUCUCUUGCUCGACUAAUAAGGGUCGACCGUGCAAAAGACUGCAAUUAGAACCCCGCCAAAUGAAAGAAAAUGGAAAAAAUGUGUAAAGGAAAUUGAGAAAAAGGGGUUCCAACGGUGAAAGGAAGUGAAAGAGCACCCCGGUACCACGAGUCCUUGGUUGUGAAUGGUGUGAGUCCCUUUAUCCAUGAACUGACUGUCUUACUUCCACUUCUUCUCAUGAUCCUAGUUUGAGUCUAGUACUCGCAUUGAGAGAGAUAGGGAACGUCUUAGAAGACCAGUUGACCUCGUAAGCUGAUAUAUGAUCUAGAAAAUCCUCUACCGACGAUCGGGGUUGUUUGCUGCUAUAGAGGUCUGGAGAGUUGCAUUGGUUUGAGUUAGGUUUGCUUGGGGACAAGCAAACGGUUAAGUGUGGGGGAGUUUGAUAGACCAUUGAUUACACAUGUUUUUACCCCUAUUCUUGAGUCGUUUGAGAUGUCGAUUGUCGCGUUUUAGGCCGAUUUCACGCUAGGUUGUUCUUGUUUGGGAUAUUUCAGGUCCUAGUACGUGAAUGAAGGCUUGGGAACGAGUUCGAGGUCGAUUGGACGAAGAUUGGACAUUUGGUGAGAAGCUGAUCGAGCCACACGGGCACGCCUAAAAACCUACACGGCCGUGUGACAUCAAAUUGCACGGGCAAAAUCACACGGGCCGUGUAGGGGACCCCUUGUGGUCGUGUGGAAAUUCCAGGGAACUCACACCGGCAUCUUGGAAAUCCAGACGGCCGUGUGGGUCUGGCCGUGUAGGAAGCCUGAAGUCACUUAACGAAACGCCGCAUUGUGCAACUCACACGGGCAGCUGGGGAAGUCACACGGUCGUGUGGCCUGGCUGUGUGACGCGGGAAUUUCUGGGUUUUAACCCAAUUUCCAGCCAAAGAAGGGGGGUUCCGAGUUUCAAAGUGAAAAAGCGAUACCUAGAGAGAGAAAGUGACGAACCUGACUCUCAAGUGUCAUAGAUCGAUCUCCAUCACCAUUGGAGCCCGACUUGAGCUUGGAGAAGACCUGAUUGAGUGCCAGAAGCAGAUUAUCAUCCUUCACAGUAUAGUUUCUGCAUAUGAGCUAGAUUUUCCAUCUCUCUCUAUGGAGUAACUUUCUUAUUCACCUGGGUAUGAAGAACCCUAGAUUUGUAUGUUAGGUCUGAUUGUAUGAACCCAAGUACAGAUUCAUUGAUAUGAUUAUGUUCAAUUGAGGUUUGAUUUGUUGAAUGGCAUGAAUCCUGAUCAAAUUCCUGUUGUUUCUGCUUUAACCUAGAAAGAGAAUAUCUGCCUAGGUUGAUAGAGCACCCUUGAUUGAAGGUAGUGGAUUGACGACUUUAGUCGAGAAGUCAAUUCACUAUUCUGUACCGAAUUCACUUCGGUAGUGGAGGUUUGGUUCGUUAGGGCCUCAUUCUGUUUACUCCGGUGGAGGUUAGUCGCCCUCUGGAGACUCGGAUUGAGAGGGUCUGGAGACCUUUAGUCGAGACUUCAGACUGUUUAAGAACCUCCUACAGUAUAACUAUCAUUGAACUUGAACUUGGUAAAUUACACUCCGGCUUAACUGCAGUCUAGUGGGAACCAUAUCCGGGUGACCUCUCUCGACUUGAAAACAACCUUUUUACUUGUUUUGCUUGUUUGCUUAUUUUUGGACCUUCACUAAAAGUUCACUGCUAAAUAAUAACUCACGGAGUAGUCAUCACAUAUAGGACCCGGGUUGACAUUAAAACCCAAACCCGCUAUACUACGCUUUAGGAGGUGGUUACACUUGGCCAUUUUCUACAGUGACAGUAGGAGCGAGUCAAACAGCGUCCUCAUUGGACCAAACAAGGAGUAUGGAGAAUGUAGAACGAACUUACUACAUUGCCAAAAUUCAUGCAAAUCGGCUAGUUUCUUUUGACGAUUGGUUUUUCGAACAACGAAAAAAGUGUAAAAUGGAGAGAGAAAGUGUGCCACUCCUCCUAUACGGCAUAACCUAAGAGGUUCAGCUAAGUGGCUCUCUUGAGGUAAUCCAACUCAUGAAUGAGUGAAGAACCUUCAAUGCUAGGAAACAUGCUAAAACCAAGGCCAUAGUGGCAUUGAAAUCGUGAUGUCAUAAGCAACAGACACUUAUAUGACUAAUAAUUGAGUCUCUUCAUUAUCACGUAAGUGUGAAAAUCACAAUGAAUCGUCAUGCAAUAGUGUACGAAGGCGCAAUGGAGACACCCUCACUCCCCCUUAAGAAGAAAAGUGAUUGCCAAGGGCUUACCAAGGCACCGAUCAUGUAUCAUCAUGAGGCGGUCUUGCAUAGAGUGUCAUUAGAUGAAUACCAAUUGUUCAACCCACACUUUAGUUCUUUCCAUGCCAAAGAUACGUAGGAUCUUAGACAUGGGAAUCAAAACCAAUAUUGAGCUAGACAUUCAUGCAUGCUUGUUAUGUUUCAUGGCAGAAGUAGAGGCCACCCUACCUCGAUCCAGGUACACAAACCAAACAUCUACUCCACCAAGCAACUAUUCAUCGUUCACAUCCUCCAAUCGCAACUCCAUCACAACGCAUACAAAUGAAAGCAAGCUCUAAAGAUAUAACAAGGGAAGAAUAAGAGCUAAACCCUCAAAAGUAUACGUCGAAUGGACAUAUGAAGCUCAAAGGUCCGAAAUGCAGGAAAACACAUGGAACCACUCAUGCAUUCACAAGGAUUAGAAUGAAGGACAUUAGGAGAAGAGGACACAAAGAAGAGUGAUACGAGGUGGUUCGCAAGGGUAAAAAUCCGACAAUGGUUGUAGAGUAAUAAAACGAAGGCUUUGCAAUGGUCGACAUAGGACGAUAAUAGGCAAGCAUUCGUGAUCACAUAUGGAGGUAAAUGAAAGGAGGAUGAAAAAAUGGUGUAGCAAAACGUUCCCCACAUUAAAAUCCAACAUUAAGACGAGUAUGGUUUAAGGUUGGCGGGUAUGGUUUUGCUAUAAGACUACUUCCACUCCUAAAAGACAACAACCACUCAUUAUUUUGAAGUGCAUAUCGAUAUGGUAUGAGGUCUUAGGAUUACCUUCACUCACGGAAGUAGUUAAUGGUACCAUUUUUUCCCUAGCAUGGAAUUCUAACUCCUUUUUCAUGUCAAAUGGAAGGGUCGAGUCGACACCUUCCCCAUAGUCGGGCAUAGGAGCCUCCAAUGAGUCACAAUCUGAUUCUACAAAGGUAGAUCUUGAUUGUUUAUCAUAUUCUUCCUACUUGGCUUCUGGAUUAAUCAAUUGUACAAUGUGCU
Molecule: messenger RNA, 5543 nt
Organism: Linum trigynum
Lineage: Eukaryota; Viridiplantae; Streptophyta; Magnoliopsida; Malpighiales; Linaceae
Source: the annotation of a GenBank genome assembly